AUGACCCCACAAGAACAAGCCGAGAUGAGAGCAUACUUUGCCGAGCUAGAUGCUCGAGAGGCCAAAAUGACCCUCCAAGACAAAGCCGAGUGCAACGCAUACUUCAAACACCUUGAAAGCAAGAGAGAUACACACCAUGAGUCGAGUGAGGAUGUUUCGAUUUCUAACAACUUAACCUCUACUCCGCUUGUGUUGUCUUCCUCUUUGCUAGGUUGCUCGGACAUCGACGACGCCAUUGCCAUGGAGAUGAGGGACUCCACUAUAUGUGAGAUGAGCGACUCCACUAUAUGUGAGAUGAGCGACUCCACUAUAUGUGAGCUUGAUGAGUGCCUCCACUUUGAGAGCAUGAGCGAUACACCGAGUGAGAUGAGAGUGGUAGUUGAUAGAUCAUGUGAGGCCAUUUCGAAUUCUAACAACUUACCCUCUACCUCUAGUGUGUUUCCUUGUGUCUUAUUAGGUCCCAUGGAUGACGAGACGCCGAUCAUGGAGAAGAUGUACAUGGUGCAUGAAGAUGAUGAUAUCACACCAUGCUUGUUGCUUGAAGAUGAACAUGGAGACCACAUCGAGCCUACCUCUUCCACAACACCUACCUCAUAUGAGCGGGACUACAAAGGUACCUAUAUGGGUGUUGAUGAUACCAUGAUCCCACUAGUGGACAUGAUGAUUUAUGAGUGCUUGCAUGAGUUGGAUGAUCCUAUUGCUAUGUCAUAUGCUUCUUUCACUUUCCCUUGUGAUACUUGUGAUACCACCAUUGUUGAUCAUGUGGAAAUAGUUGCUUGUGACAAUUUGACCAUGCCAUGCUAUGAUACAAAUUUGAACAUGUUUUGUGCUACAUGCUUGCAAUAUUCUCCCAUUAAUGCAACCAAAAUAUUGAACACUUGCUCUUUCCAAUGCUUGGUUUGCAAUGAUGUUAAUAUGCUUGUGAAUGAGAUUGCCCCCAUAGCUCUCUCACCUUUUGGAGACUUUGCAUAUAUCCAUGUUGAGCAUGUUCCCAUGUUUACUCCGCAUAUUCACCAUCUCUAUUAUGUUGCUUGGCUUAAUGCUAAUGGUGAUGUGCAAAAGAAAUGGACCAUCAUGAUGGAUGAUGUGUUCAUAUACCAUGCACACACGUUCUUUGCUUUGCCUAUUGUGUGUGUAGGUACACGGAAGACAAGGUCAACCUCGAUUGAGCACGAGUUGACCAAACGAACUCUUGAGAGCAUAAUACAAGUAAGUACAAGAUCGAACCCGGCUCUAAUACCUUUCCCAUGCUUUGCAUUGAACAUGCCGAACAAUUUCUCUUUCUUAUGGUUCUUUUGCAAGCAUGAUGAUGUGAUUCUUACCAUUGGUGUUGCCACAAAUAUGAGGACCAAUUUCUCUUUCCAAUGGUUUGUGUGCACACAUGUUGAUGAUAUUUUGAACACUCUCCCUUAUGUGUUUUUGCCAAAUUCUCCUCUUAUUGCUUUAAGGAUGUUGAACAAUUUCUCUUUCCGAUGCCUUGAGUGCAAUAAUGCACAUGAGUUUCUACAUGAGAUGGACAUCAUAGUCGUCUCACAAUUUGGAGUUUUUGUGUUUUCACAUUUGGAAGAUGUUCAUGUGGAGUUCUUACACAUUUACCUUGCAUAUGCAUUCUUGUUGAUAUAUUUGUGUUGUGCUAGCGGUGUUGUGAAUAUGAAUGGACAUGUCCUUGAUGAUAUGCCCCUCUAUCACGCACACACAUACUUUGCUUGUUCUUUGUUGUGUGAAGGUACACGUGACUUGUGGAUACGCGUCAACAAAUGGGUUCAACCCCAUACAUCUACUACACAAGAUCUCUCAAUGAGAGCACACCGACAUCUUGCUAAGGGCUCUUGACAAGUGAAGCAACAUUCAAGCGUUCGUGUUAUCUACCUCCUCUACACGUUCAUGAUGAGUUAUCGUCGAGGGCGACUCUUUUUCAAGUGGGGGGAGAUGAUACGGGGCGACCUUCGGUCUCCACCGCAUCAUGUGCGUCAACAUCUACACGUCACGCAAAGGUGAAUCUUCUCCUUAAUGCGUUCCUACAAAUGUCUCUCCUGAAUGGUAUGCUACUUCAUCCUACGUCAUAUGACCAUGAUAGGUAUGCAUCGCCGAGUAUGGAGGAAGUGGAUGAUGCCAUGGAGGCUCGAGGACUCAUGGUCAACAUCAAGUUCAUGGGAAGCAUGGAAGAGAUCGUCAAGGAGAAGGGGACGCGCCGCGAAGGCCGGCACGGCCGCUAAGGACGACCGGCACUACCGCCCAUCUCCACCGGCACUGCCGCCCUACCACUACACCUAAGGAUGACGGCCCUGUCGCCCUACCUGCGCCGGCACUACCGCCCCACUGCAAAGAGCAUCAAAUCUGAACCCUUUAUCCCUUUGUAUGCCUAAACUACCCCUCCUUGAGUGGCUCCCUAUAUAUAGGCUCCCACCUCCCCCUUCAUUAAGAAAGACAUAACUUGAGUGAGAACUUGGCUUAUGCCUCCACCAUCCCUCCGGGAUUAGGGAAACCCCCUCCUCUCUUAGACACAAAUCUAUGAGUUGUAUCAUGGCACUCCUUAUAUGAUUUAUCUUUCGCACUUGUGAUUC
Molecule: messenger RNA, 2564 nt
Organism: Lolium perenne
Lineage: Eukaryota; Viridiplantae; Streptophyta; Magnoliopsida; Poales; Poaceae
Source: RefSeq, a predicted model, not a curated record